Molecule: messenger RNA, 979 nt
Organism: Cotesia glomerata
Lineage: Eukaryota; Metazoa; Arthropoda; Insecta; Hymenoptera; Braconidae
Product: putative cyclin-dependent serine/threonine-protein kinase DDB_G0272797/DDB_G0274007
Exons: 6
Coding region: 159-920 (253 amino acids)
Molecular function (GO): calcium ion binding
Source: RefSeq, a predicted model, not a curated record
AUGCAUGGUCCUCAUCCACGUCAUUGAAUUGACAAUUAAAUUUGUUACCAUCAGAAUUAUUCACGUGAAAAAUUAAAAAAAUUAGGUUUUUAUUUUUAUUUUUCAUUAAUUUAUGAUAAAAAGUUAUUUUUAAGAUAAUAAGUAAUUGAAAAUAAAAAAUGGAUUGGAUUUUAAGAACUCUAAUUUUAGGAUAUAUUGUUACAUUGUCAAGUAAUGUUGAAGGACAAAGAGUUGCACCAGGUGUUCCACCGCAACAUUAUCAACAACAAGUUCCACAACAACAAAUGCACCAACAGCAAGUUCAUCAACAACAGUUUCAACAAGUACCCCAUCAACAACCACCCCUUCAACAACAACAACAACAACAACAACAACAGUAUCAACAACCACCUCCACAACAACAACAACAACAACAACAACAACAAUACCAACAACCACCUCCACAGCAUCAGCAGCAGCAGCAGCAGCAACAACAUCAACAACAGCAACAAUUCCAGCAAGCUCCACCUCAACAACAUCAGCCCCAUAAUCAUGGACAUACAGAUCCACAACAAAUACUCAACGCUGCUAAUAUAGCUCAUGAAAAAGAACACAUAGCAGAGCAUUUGGAUGUCCCUAUGGACACGAGUAAAAUGACAGAACAAGAAUUACAAUUUCAUUAUUUUAAGAUGCAUGAUGCUGAUAAUAACAAUAAAUUAGAUGGAUGUGAAUUGAUUAAAUCAUUGAUUCAUUGGCAUGAAGAAACAAAAGAUCCAAAAUCGCCAAAUGGGGAAGGAAAAAUAUUCCAAGACAAAGAAUUAGUUGAUUUAAUAGACCCGAUUUUGAAUAUGGAUGAUGCAAAUAAAGAUGGAUAUAUAGACUAUCCGGAAUUUGUCCAAGCACAGCAAAAGUCAGCUCCGAGUAGAGAAAAUCAUAAAUAAAAAAUUUUUGUACUAAAAAAAUUUUUUUGCACUUUAAUAAUAAAGAUUAAAAUUUGUAA